Messenger RNA from Penicillium egyptiacum, 1167 nucleotides. The record is from the annotation of a GenBank genome assembly. NCBI's taxonomy places the organism in Eukaryota, Fungi, Ascomycota, Eurotiomycetes, Eurotiales, Aspergillaceae.
AUGGCACCAGAGAUUCACCCCGUUCUAGGGUUUCCGGAGUCAACGCAAACUGUCUCCGUUUCCCUGAUUGAUUGUGGUGCUCGCCUAGAUCUUCCCGCAGAACACUUCUUAUUUCCAAAUAUAGAAGGCCACGAGCGCCUUCGAGUCCCUUCUUAUUCAUUUCUAAUAACCCACCCAUCGAAAGGCCGGGUACUAUUUGAUCUCUCCCUACGAAAGGACAUUCAGAAUGUCGCCCUAGCCGUGGCCGAUCGCAUAAACAAUCCAAGUGUGGGAUGGAAAGUGUCAGUUCCCCAGGACGUGCCGGAUACACUGAUCGCGAAUGGAAUUGAACUACGCGAGAUCAAAUCUAUCUUUUGGUCUCAUCAACACUUUGAGCAUAUAGGCGAUCCAUGCAAAUUUCCGAGCAGCACAGAACUAGUUGUCGGCCCGGGAUUCACGGAGGCAUAUACCCCAGGGUAUCCGGAUGACCCGGAGUCCCCGGUGAAAGCGGCUGAUUUAAAGGGGCGCCGAGUAAAUGAACUCGAUUUCGAUUUCGACAAUAGCCGAGAGUCUAUUUCUAUCGGACGCUUCAAAGCUUUUGACUGGUUUGAAGAUGGAAGUUUCUAUCUACUAGAUGUUCCGGGCCAUGCGGCUGGUCAUAUCUGUGCGUUUGCUCGUGUAAAGCCUGAUUCUUUUAUCUUAAUGGGCGGGGUGAGUGUCGAUUGGGGAUUCGGAUGUUACGAUAAUGGCACUAACAAACUUCAGGAUUGUGCCCAUCAUCCCGGAGAAUUUCGGCCUUCGAAGAUUGCUCCCAUCCCGAAAGAUCUUACUCCUUUGCAUGUAGCGGUACAUUCGAAACAGGCGACCGUAUCCCCCGGGAACAUCUCUGAGAAGAUCAAUAAGGAGUCCGAUAUCGAACGGGCACCUAUCUAUAAGCCUGCUGAAAUGUUUACUUACGAAAUGCCAAGACACAAGUGGAGUCUCCAAGGUAUCCAAGAACUUGACGCCUGUGAAAAUGUGCUUGUGAUAAUAGCCCAUGAUGGCGGGAUUCUUCCUGUACUCCAACAGGCGAAUGGGAAAGAACCGUCCUACCUUUUCCCGAGGGGGGAAUUGAACGAAUGGCAAGAUAAUGGAAUCAAGGAGGCUAUUAAGUGGCAGUUCUUGUCUGAUCUAGCAGUUCGUUCUUGA